Molecule: messenger RNA, 1721 nt
Organism: Setaria italica (foxtail millet)
Lineage: Eukaryota; Viridiplantae; Streptophyta; Magnoliopsida; Poales; Poaceae
Product: 3-ketoacyl-CoA synthase 5
Exons: 1
Coding region: 25-1473 (482 amino acids)
Biological process (GO): fatty acid biosynthetic process
Cellular component (GO): membrane
Molecular function (GO): acyltransferase activity, transferring groups other than amino-acyl groups
Source: RefSeq, a predicted model, not a curated record
AUCGCUUCACAUACACAAUCCAGCAUGAGUCCAUCACCAAUUCACAAGUUCCUCAAAAUCGUCUACACAAAGACAAUAGACAACUUCCUCCUAGCAGCCUCUGUGUCGCUCACAAUUGCAGCUAUCGUCGUGACGGCAAGAAGCAAGCCUCAUGAUUUCACUGAUAGAAUUCAAGACCUUGGUCCUUCAUACAUCUUGUCGAUUGGAUUGAUCUUGGCCACCGCAGUGACUGUGUACAUCAUGCAGCGUCCACGCAUGGUGUACCUCGUCGACUAUGCUUGCUUCCGUGCCCCCCAUAACUACCGUAUACCCUCCGCAGCUUUUGUUGAGCAUGCCCGCCAAGUGACCCAUUUCAGCGAGCGUAGUGUCCGUUUCAUGACACGCCUUCUCGAGAGAUCGGGCCUUGGUGAAGAGACAAGCUUGCCUCAAAUGGCCAGCUACCUCGAAGCUUACAAGUACUGCACAUUGGAGACAGCUCGUGAGGAGGCUGAGCUUGUCGUCUUCUCGGCCAUCGAUGAUCUAUUUGCCAAGACAAGCAUCGAUCCAAUCACCAUUGACAUGGUUGUCGUAAACUGCAGCGGAUUUAGCCCAACACCAUCUAUGCCAGAUAUGAUUGUAAACAAGUACAAGAUGCGCAGCGACAUCCGGAGCAUCCAUCUAUCUGGAAUGGGGUGUAGUGCAGGGUUAAUCUCAGUAGAGCUCGCCAAGAACCUACUGCAGACCAUGCCCCAAGGUGCACGAGCAUUAGUCGUAUCUACAGAAACCCUGACACCCAACUACUAUCUUGGGAACGAGAGAGCUAUGCUGCUUCCAUAUUGCUUGUUCCGCAUGGGUGGAGCUGCCGUGCUGUUAUCGACAUCACCUGCAAAGGCCCGAUUUAGACUCAAGUGCAUCGUACGGACACUCAGCGCAGCCGAUGAUAAAUCAUACAGAUGCAUUCAUCAAGAAGAGGAUGACAAGGGAAACACGGGGGCCAAUCUCACCAUGGACAUCAUAGACGUUUCUGCUAACACACUCAAAACCAACAUCACCACCAUUGCGCCGCUCAUCCUUCCGGCCUCUGAGAAACUGCGGUUUGCACUGUCCUUCGUAUCACAAAAGCUUCUCAAGAUGAGGACAAAGUUAUACAUGCCUAACUUGCUCACUGCAUUCGAGCACAUUUGCGUCCAUGCAGGUGGACGUGCAGUGAUUGAUGGGAUCCAACGCAGCCUAAGCCUAUCAGAUGAGCAUGUUGAGCCAUCCAGGAUGACACUUCAUCGAUUCGGUAACACAUCCAGCAGCUCCUUGUGGUAUGAAUUGGCAUACAUCGAGGCCAAGCGCCGCAUGCACAAGGGGAACCGGGUGUGGAUGAUUGGAUUUGGGUCUGGGUUCAAGUGCAAUAGUGCAGUUUGGGAGUGCAUCGUUCCCGCCCACAAUGAAGAUGGACCUUGGGCUGGGUGCAUCCAUCGCUACCCAGUACGUAUUAUUCCUUAAAAUUCGUAAACAUGCUGUAGCAAAUAUAUCACUUUAAGAUUACCAAUAAUCGUUUAAUAAAUUGCGGUUGGAAAGGACCGUCUCUCAAACUAUUUAAGAAGACAACUCUGUUUUUUUAAGAACCGUCAGGAGUUUUGCUCGGCAUAUAUUAAUAGAGAAAAAGAUUGUAAAAAUGUUGGUCUAAAUACCACUCGUAUUGUAACCACAAAUAUGAAUAUGAUAAAGAAUUCAUUUUGCCGUUUUGUGUC